This is a messenger RNA of Anneissia japonica, 8071 nucleotides long. RefSeq lists its product as uncharacterized. Bases 241 to 3981 code for a protein of 1246 amino acids. NCBI's taxonomy places the organism in Eukaryota, Metazoa, Echinodermata, Crinoidea, Comatulida, Comatulidae. The transcript has 10 exons. The record is from RefSeq and is a predicted model, not a curated record.
CAUGACGAACAUGACGAGCAAAUCAGAAACCCACAGGAGUCCUAGAACGAUGGGAAAAAAGGGGUAAAUUGGAAUGAUUCUAGUUGUCAUUGCAAAAUACAGAAUAUGACUUAAUCAAAUGGAUCAUCGAGAUAUACAAGUAAGUGUAUAAAAAUAUAGAAGACGAUUACAAAUAGCAGCUGAGGCUGAAGUGUUUUGCAUCACAAAACUCUCAAACAUUGGAAGUGUUAAUGAGAAAACAUGGAUUACAACCAAGGAAUAUCUGAUGAUACAGACUUCAAAGAAAUAAUGUCAUCCAUGUCAAGGUGGUAUGAUCGCCAUGGAUACAUCAACAAGUUGAAAGUUUUGUACAGAGAUCUUGUAUCAGAACUUGAUAAGCUGUAUGCUGCCACUAAGGUGUUUCAUUUGUUUGAGUUAUUAAUUACCUCGGGACAUCUAAGUUCCAAUAAUCUAACUGUCCUAUAUGAUACUAUCAAUGUUACUCAUCCAUUUGGUUUGGAACCAGAAUUCUGGAAGUUGUCGUCAACAUGCUUUGAUAUUAGGACAGCCAAAAUCUCCAAUAUUACUCGUAACAGACAAAUUCUGAUCCAGGUGAUUGAAAGUCUCGUUGAAAAUGAUCUCAAGUAUAUUUCUCAAAGAUACAAUUGUCCACAAAAGGAAGACGUUUGGAAAUUCUUUGUGGACUUGGAACAAAAUAAGGUGUUUUGUGAAGAAAAUUUGGAUGACUUUAUGAAAAAUAUAACAACAUACCAUAUAUUAGUUUCACGUAAAGACCCUCUAGGAUUGAGAGGCACUGGUGAUGCUGCUACAAAAGAUGAUAGCUCAAAAACCUCUGCAGAGAACCAAGAGAAGACUAUGGUGACUGAUGACACAGAUACUCCUAGAAAUGCUUGUACAAGUACAUCCGCAGAGAGCCAAAAGAAGCUUUUGGUGACUGACGACACAAAUGCUCCAAGAAAUCUUUGUACAAGUGCAUCUACAGUGCAUGUUUCAGAGAGCCAAGAGAAUCAUAUGGUGUCUGAUGACACAGAUGCUACAACAAAUGCUUGUACAAGUGCAUCUACAGCAGGAGCUUGCAUAGUGAAUAAAAUAAUUAGUCAAAACAAUAAAGGUUCUAUAAUAGGAAGUCAGAUCAUAGGUUGUAAUGUUGAAACACUUGUUGUUAACAACACAAUUACAGUGAAUCAAGAACCAAAGGACACAGAUUUAUCAGCAUCUAGAAACAAUGAAGUGGUCAUCAGAAAUUACUUGGAUCAGUGGCAGAGAAAAGUAUAUAAGAAUUUGAACAAAAUGACACCUCCAACCUGGAAUCAAGAGUCUGAAAUUGAUCUUGCAGAAGUAUUCACAGAUCUCGAGCUACUCAAAAAAAAAGGACAUGAUAAUACCAGUAAAGAUACAACUCUACAGGAGCUAAUUAGUUUGAUACAGUCUCAGAGAGCAUGUAAAGUUUUUGUAGAAGGUAAAGGCGGGAUGGGAAAGUCAACACUCUUAAAACAUCUUGCGUAUCAUUGGGCUAAUAAGAUUGAUGAUCCUUUCCCAGAAAAAAUUGUAUUUCUUGUCAAUCUCAGAGAUUUAAAAAAAGAUGAAGAUGUUGUUGAUGUGAUUAUUAGACAAAUUAACAAGAAAGAUUUUGAUAGAAAAACAAAGUUAGAUACAGGUUUGAUUGUAGAUUUUUUAAUGGAACGUGAUGAUGAGAUUGUAUUGUUACUGGAUGGGUAUGAUGAAUUGGAAAAAAGUGCUCAAGAUCCAGUUAGUUUAUUUGAAAGAAAGGAAUUGGAGAACAGCCAAGUUAUACUGACAUCACGUCCUGAGAAUGUACAUAUGAUUGUUAAGAAAUGUGAUGUCCAUGUCAGAGUGGAGGGAUUCAGCCCAGGUAAAAUCAAGUUUUAUAUCAGAAAGCACUUUAAAUACAUUAAAAUGCCAGAGUUAGGAGAGUCUUUAAUUACAGAGUUGCAUCUUGACCGAAAAGAUAAAUAUGAAUGGGGAGGAAGACAUCGUGAAGCAUUUGAGAUAUGUAGAUCACCAAUGUUGUUACUAAAGAUAUGUACAGUAUGGAAGGAAAAUCAGUGUAUUCCAGUGGAUAUGCCAACUCUCUUCAAAGAAAUCUUCCGAUGCAUUUUGAAUCAGUACAUGAACCGCAGUGGCACUGACAAACCAAUCAGUAAAUUUGAGGAGGCUUCUAAAAAAUAUGUUAAAGCUUUAGAAAUUUUAGGUAAAUGCAUGUAUAAAUCCAUACAAAAUAAUAGGUUGUUUAUAAAUAGAAAUGAUUUGGAAGGUGAUGAGGAAACCGUAGAUCUUGCAAUAAAACUUGGAUUUGUUUACAAGGAACAACCUACUGUGGAAGAUGACUUUAGUCAGAUUUUCAUGACCCCUCACAAGUUGAUUUUUGAGUCAUUAGUAGGGUUCUACUUAUGCAGACAUACUCGAUCUUUCUCGAUUGAUGAAGGAGACACAAUUAGGGCAAAUCCAUAUCUGGGCAUGUCACGAGUGUUUGCAAUAGGAUUCCUAGGUGCUGAUGCAGGUGAAUUUCUUAAACAUUGGAUCACAGAUGAUGUUAGUUGGUAUUGUGCUCUAGCAAGGUGUUUUAACUUAGUAAAGAAAGAGCAUGAAGGGCAAGUUCUCUUGGUAUUAGAUGAAUACAUAGAAAAGAGAAUCCCUGAUACUAAGCCACUUCUUAAAGAUGUAUGCACAUCCCUGAGAAGCUUCCUCCGGCAUAAUGUAGAAAGUGUGAAAGUUGAAGAUGAUGAACAUAUAUUAUUUCUUGUUAAAAAAAUGCUUCAGCUUGAUGAGUUGAAGUUUGUACCCACAGUGAGGAAAUGGUUCAAAUCCCUAUCAGGGAAUGCUUCAUUUUGUAAUUUUGGACAAACAUUUGCACAUAUUAUAUUUGUUAAAGAUUCUCCACUAUUUAUUAACAGUAUGUUUCGAAAUCCUGAUAUAUAUGGCCAUCAAGAUAAUAUCCAGGCUCUUAAUGCCGAGUUUAAAAAAUUCAAUUUUAAAUACUCUGCGGAUUGCAUUUCAUUUGCUUUUAGUAGGAUUUCUGCUUCAGCUGUGAUUCAUGUACUACAUUAUGCACCAAUGCUUACUACUCUUAAUCUUGUAAAUAGUGGCAUAACGGGUAAAGAUGUCAAUGAAGUAAUCCGUGAAGUUAUAGAAACAGGAGAUGAGCUAGCUUUAGAGGAAUUAGAUUUAAAUUGUAAUGAUCUGAGUGAUAUUGAUAUGUCCUCUAUUAUCUCUUUACUUCUUGUUGUUCCUAAGCUUCAUAUUGAUAUGUAUAAGUGUUGUCUGUUGGGAGCUAAUGUGAGAGAUUUAUUGACAGAAUAUAAGAAAAGGAUGUGUAAAAAAAAAGGAAUCAUAUUACCCAUUGUUAUUAAAAAUUCUGAAGAUACUGUUAAUUCAUUUCUAGGGGGAAAAUUUCGAAAUGAUCUUUCAGACAUCGAUGGAAAAUCACUUACAUUUUUACUCUUGGAAAUUGGUUCCACAGACUAUUUUUUGUGGAGUUUGCCAAAGUUGACAUGCAAGAAUUUGAAAGACCUAAUACAUGAGUGUGAUAAGCAUAACAUUCGACCUAAUCUUGCUAUAUUGGAUGUUAGUGGUGUUGAUCUGUCCUCAAUUAGUGGAGCUGAUUUAGCCAAACUAUUGACUGUCUUCCCAAUGCUGGUCGCCUUGGUACUAAGUGGGUGCCAACUGUCUUUUAACGUAAUCAAGGACCUUCUGAAUAAACUUGAAAAUACAGAUGGUAUUGUUAACUCAUUUGGCAAUGACUUUUCAGACAUUUAUGUCUCAUCCUUUGCUAAGCUUCUUAAGAUGGUUGAUAAUAAUGAUCAUGACGUCAUCUUCAGAAUAUGGACAUGUUCUAAUAAAUCAGGUGGUACGUCAUACAUAGUCUAUGAACCCACACAUGGACCCUUCUUUGAAUCUUGGAGUUUUUGGAUACAAUAUUUUCUUAAAAAGGAGGUUGUCUGCAAACAGGGGAUUUUUUAGCCAGCGAGCCGUCCGGUCGUCUUUUGGAAGACCAACAGUUAUUUAAGACAGCCACUUUUACCGUGACAGCUUGAACUAAUAGCUCGGCCUAGCUUAAUUGGGCCUAGUCUACUUUAGCAAAUUCUUCAAAUCUAUCGAAUGUUACAUUAAACUAAAAGCUAAAUCAUAUUUAUGUUUGAUAGAAACAACAUUUGUUGAUUGGAUGUAUGUUGUUUUCAUACCAAUAUUUUCUGGUGAUUACCAAAAAUGUAAGGCUAGUUCACUUGCAAAGGGCGUCGUGUAAAAAACAUUUAUGCCCCACUGGAAAAUGGAUGGUUCUGAGUCACCCACAACGAAUGCAAGUGGCUCUGCAUAUACAGUACAUGAGAUUCGGUUCCCUGACAUAAUAUAGUAUGUAUUCUUGGUGUUCAUAACUUUCUGGUUAUAAUGAAUUCAUAAUAUAGUAAAGAACAUUUAACAUCACAAGUUAAAUUUUAUUAGUCAACAAAAUACAGUAGGCCUUGGCCUAUCUCUUGAUUCGGAGGACCUAGAGAAGAAUUUACGCUAGACUAGUAGGGCAAGAGAUGAAGAUGCAUCUGCAUAGCCUAGAAAAAUUGUGAGUAAACAACCGUAGCCGAGCUGUGCGCAGUCCAUGUCUAUAAUUGAAAUAUCUUUGUGAUAACUAAUUCAACACUAUUCCUUUGAAGACAAGAUUCCAACAUUUAAACACCUUUAAAUGCCCUCUAAUAAUAAUUUUCUAUAUUUUUCUUAUGAGAACGAGUGUUUGCCAUAGGAUUCCUAGGUGCUGAUGCUGGUGAAUUUCUUAAACAUUGGAAUACAGAUAGUGCUAUUUGGAAUUGUUUUCUAGCAAGAUAUCUUAACUUUGUAAAGAAAGAGCAUGAAGAGCAAGUUCUCUUGGUAUUAGAAGAAUACAUUGCAAAGAAAAUCCCUGACACUAUGUCAUUUCUUGAAGAUGUAUGCACAGGUUUGAGAGGCUUCCUCUAGCAUAGUGUUCAGAGUGUGGAAGUUAAAGAUAAUGAACAUAUAUUUCUUCUCUUUAAAAAAAUACAUCAGGAUGUACUUGACGCUGAAGACGUUUUUGUAACUGCAGUAAGGCGUUGUGUCAACUCUGUGUCAAGUAGUGUUUCAUUUUGUAAUUUUUGAUGUUAUUCAGGGUAUUAGUGUUGAGUUUGAAAAAUUUCAUUUUAAAUACAAUAUGGAUUACAUUACAUUUUAUUCUAUUAGCCUCAGUGCAUCAGCCCUGAUUCAUGAACUACAUUAUGCACCAAUGCUUAGUGUACUUACUGUUGUAAAUUGUGGUUUAUCAGUUAAAGAUGUCAAUGAAGUAAUCUGCGCAUUUACAGAACUGGAGAUGAGUUAGCUUUAGAGCUGUUAAUUUAUAAUAAUAAUAAUAAUUUAUUCACUUAUAUUGCGCAAAUUACAUAAAAAUAUGUUCAAAUGACGCAUUACAUAAAGUCAAUUAAAAUAGAUUAAAAUUGACAUUUCAAUAUUAGAGUAAAACCAUUUAAAUUCCAUAAAAAUAUGGUCAAAAGACGUAUUACACAAUAUUUAAAAGUCAAUUAAAAUGGAUAAAAAUUUACGAUUCAAUAUUACAGUAAAACCAUUAACAUUGACAAGUACAGGAAGUACAAUAGUAAAUUAUUUGUUAAAAGCAAUAGUGAAAAAAAUGUGUUUUCAACAGUGUUUUAAAAAUCUCUAGACUACCAGCUUCCCUAAUAAAAGGUGGCAGAUCAUUCCACAGCUGAGGUGCUGCAUAUUCAAAUGCACGUCACCUUGUGUGACUUUAGUGCGACAAACUGGAUAACUUAAGAUUAAAUCAUCAUUGCUACAGAGACUAUAACGAGAACGAGGUUUCUUAGCGAUAAGUAACUUAAAUAAGAUGGAGCAUAGCCAUUAACACUUUUAUACGUAAGCAACAAAAUUUUGAAAUUUAUUCUAUACCAUACUGGGAGCCAGUGUAACUCAAAUGAUAAUGGCGUAAUGUACAGAAUUUACCUCUAUUGCAAACAAGACGAGCAGAUCAAUUCUGCACAUGUUGUAGUUUAGUAAUCGGGUAGACCACAUAAGAGACUGUUACAAUAAUCUAGACAACUAGUGAUUAUUGCAUAAACUAACAUUCCUGUGCGUUUAUUUGUUAAAUAUUUGCUAAUGUGUCUAAUAUUAUGUAAAAAGUAAAUUAUUGAGCUGCAUAUCUUGGUAACAUGCGAUUUCGUAGACAUGUCGCUAUCAAACCAUGACCCUAAGUUACGAGCACCAGAGACAGGAGCAAUUGAGGACGCCCCUAUUUGGAUACUAGGAAAGUUACGCUUAUCAAGCUGUUGUUGUGUACCAAUCACUAAAAAUUCUGUUUUCUUGUCAUUUUACAUUAACCCAUUUGAUCGCAUCCAAGUGCGCAAUUCACAAAUACAGUUCAUGGUUUUUCAUGGAGCAACAAGGAGUCUAGUGGAAAUCAGAUCUAAGAUACACGAUUUCUUGUUAGAUCCUAAAAUGAGUUUAGUGACACUAUUAAACUCGGAGAGAAUAUUGACAUCACUGUGUUACACUAACUUACAUCAUUACUAACCUUAUGCCUAAUAACCUUUUUAACAAAAAAUGCCUAAUAACCUUUUUAACAAAAAGAGCUGUUAGAGCUAAAUGAAAAUGAUGUGAGUGAUAUAGAUAUGGCCUGUAUUAUAUCUUAACUUCUGGUUGUUCUUAAGCUUUGUAUUGAUAUGUAUAAGUGUUUGUCGGGAAGUAAUGUGAGAGAUUUACUGUAUUGAUUGAAUAUAGGAAAAAGAGGCAUAAAGAAAUUAUAUUUCCCAAUGUUGUAAAUGAUUGUUGUAUUAAAAAUGCCUGCAAAAUUGUGAAAAUCAUUUUUCAGACAUCGAUGGACUGUCACUUGCAUAUUUACUGCAUGAAAUGAUUUUCACAUACAUGUACUAUUCUUUUACGGGGAAUGUGUCUAAGUUGACAUGCAAGAAAGUGUGAUGGUCAUAACAUUCAGCCUAAUCUCAUUUCGUUGGAUAUUAGUGCUGUUGAUCUUUCCUCAAUCAGUGGAGCUGAUUUAGCCAAACCAUUGACUAUCUUUCCGAAGCUGAAUUACUUGGUACUAACUGGGUGCAAGCUCUCUGGUAUGUUACAUCCCCAGAGUUGUUGAUCAUUGUUGUUGAUAGCUUAAAAAUGUUGAUGCGUUUGAAUUGUAAUUUUGUUAUGCCCUCUGUAGUCGAUGGGGAUUGUUGUUCGUAUUGUUAUGGUAAUUUUUGGCUGACAGGAUUUCGUGGUUUUUGAAGAAAAGGGCUUGUAGCCAGGAGCUGGCUCUCUUUUUCAUUCUGGACUGGACUGGCGCGGUGGUGUGUUGGAGCAGGGCUGAGACUUGAUGCAGGCAGCCUUUGUAUCCUGUGCAUUGUCGAGGUAUACGAACCUUUAGGUGUAUGCAGAUGUUAAUAUGGAUCUCUGUUUCAAUAGUCUAAAUUGGACUGUGAGUAUAAUCAAGGACCUUCUGAAUGAACUUGAAAGGACAGGUGAUCUACUGAAACUAACAUUGUGAACUUGUUUCAGAAUGACCGUUUCAGGUAGUGAUGGCUCAUCCCUUGCUUCUUUAGAUAAUUGAUAAUAAUCAUGACUACAGUAUUGCAGAACAUGAGCAUGCACAUGAAUAAAUCAGGUGUUACGUACAGUCUACUACAGGUAAUUUGUGUGCAUUUAUAUUUGAAUGUAUCAAGUCUUGUAUUUCCUUCAUUUGGACUUGUAUUUGCUUGUGCAGAAUUAAUCUAUCUUCAGUCAAGGGAUCAACACGUCCGAUUAAAAAUCUGUCCUAACUUGGCCACUCUUGACAUCAGAAGUUGCGUUUUAACAAGCAAGAUAAUAAGUGAUUUUUUUGAAUGACUGCAAUAUGAAUGGAAAUGUAUUAAAACAAUAUGAUCCAUCUCGAUGGGGAGGGGUGAUUGGUUCGAUUGGUGAUGGUAUACGACCUGUAGACCACACACAAUAGGCCCUAAUUGUAACUUUAGAGCACUGAUUAAUAUUUAUUACUUCGUAAUUUGCAUAACAAAUUAUUUAUAAACCAUGGCUUCCUACGAUGUCAUUUAUAUAUAAUGGCACUCGACCUCAA